Messenger RNA from Penicillium argentinense, 1572 nucleotides. RefSeq lists its product as uncharacterized. The record is from RefSeq and is a predicted model, not a curated record. The transcript is spliced from 2 exons. Lineage: Eukaryota; Fungi; Ascomycota; Eurotiomycetes; Eurotiales; Aspergillaceae. Bases 1 to 1572 code for a protein of 523 amino acids.
AUGGGUCGAAAGGCGAAGGCCACCAUCGUUGCCUUGUCGACCCUGAUCGCCUACGUGACCAUCAACAGUCUCAUCCGCCUUACCCACCCCCGCGCGUUCGUCUGGUACGAAGAAGACAAGGACGAGCGGUCCUGGAUCGCCAGCUCCCGCUCGUGGUUCGAUCGCAAGAGCUGCCGCUGGCUGGGCAUCUGCGGCGCGGCGCAUUUCCAAACGGCCCACGACACCUUCGGCCGUCGCAAUCCCGCCAAAUGGACCGAUCCUAAGAGCCCUGAUGAUCCUGAGUCCGACCCUCAGCCCUGGAAGUCCUACUGGUUUAGCGGCGGGUCGAAUCAUUCGUGGGAUGCUGAAGAGCGGGCUCGGCGGGAGAUCCCCGACUAUGUCUUCGACUAUGCCCCACUCGUCCAUCUUUAUUCCGGCGAACAAUUCUGGCCCGGCGAUAUAGCAGAGCAUCUCUAUCAUACCACGCCCGAGCUCAAUUACGCGCCAAUCAAAGCCCAAUGGGACCAUAUGAACCUGAGCAAUCUGGACCAGCUCAAUCAGUACCAAUGGGGUCGUCCCGUCUUUCUGACCAGCAACGAUGACCCCCAAUCGCGGCCACCGUGGUUGGAGGGAGAGCGGAAUAUUCCCCAAUCCGAUAAGAAACUGGUGAAGGAGGAGGCGUGGGCGGAUUGGGAUGGUCGAGUGGAUGGUCCGAUCCCUGGCGAUACGGCCGAGGACCGCGCGAAAUGGGAUGAUUUGCGUCGCUUUGGCAAUCAAGGCGGUGAUAAAGCGUUCAGCUGGACGUCACGUACGAAUCGCAUACUCAGAACCGAAUUGCGCAAGCGCUUUGGUGGCCAUCCGAUCCAGGUGUCUCUGCUGCAGACCUCAGGUAAAAGCCCGGGUGGCCGGAGCGAUGCACCCGCCAUCCUGGUCGUGAUGGACAAGGGGAACGGAGUGGUCGAUGCUUUCUGGUUCUUCUUCUACAGCUUCAAUCUCGGCAAUACCGUCGUCAAUGUCCGGUUCGGUAACCACGUUGGCGACUGGGAGCACUGUCUGAUGCGCUUCCACAAAGGUCAACCAAAGGCCCUCUUUUUCAGCGCUCACACUGGCGGCGAAGCGUAUCGCUAUGAGGCGGUUGAGAAAAUCGGACAACGACCCGUCAUCUACUCCGCCGAGGGAAGUCAUGCCAUGUAUGCCACGGCCGGGGUGCAUGAAUACAUUCUUCCCUGGGGCCUCCUGCAUGACGUGACAGAUCGGGGUCCGCUCUGGGACCCCUUACAGAAUAAGCAAGCCUACACCUACGACUUCGGCAACGAUACUCUCCGCGCCUCAACCGUCAAUCCCAAGUCUCCGACGGAAUGGUUCUUCUUUCGCGGCCACUGGGGCGACAAGUUUUACCCACUCGGUGAUUCACGGCAGUAUCGCUUCGCUGGACAGUAUCACUAUGUGAAUGGGCCGCUUGGCCCCCGCUUCAAGCAUCUCAACCGCCGCAAAGUCUGCCAGGGACCGGACCGGGCCGCCUGCGUGAUCAAGGACUGGAUUGGAGAGGAUCUACGGAUUCCCCGAUGGACUUCUUCUGGUCCGGGAGAGUGA